Messenger RNA from Periophthalmus magnuspinnatus, 972 nucleotides. Its product is annotated as izumo sperm-egg fusion protein 1. The transcript has 9 exons. The record is from RefSeq and is a predicted model, not a curated record. Gene Ontology annotation, cellular component: plasma membrane; acrosomal membrane. NCBI's taxonomy places the organism in Eukaryota, Metazoa, Chordata, Actinopteri, Gobiiformes, Gobiidae. Bases 1 to 972 code for a protein of 323 amino acids. Gene Ontology annotation, biological process: heterotypic cell-cell adhesion; fusion of sperm to egg plasma membrane involved in single fertilization; sperm-egg recognition. Gene Ontology annotation, molecular function: signaling receptor binding; protein binding involved in heterotypic cell-cell adhesion.
AUGCUUGUGCUGCUGCUGUUGGUGGUCUGCUCCGUGUUACCUGGAGUGAGGCUCUGUCUUCAGUGUGAGCGCUCUGUGAGGCUGAUGCAUGACGACUUCGUGCUGUCUGAACCUGAUAUACUCAAACAGAUCGAGCUCCAAAAGAUUGUGGACUACGCUUAUGUGACCUUCAGAGAGACAGCUCAGAGUCACAUGGGGGUCGUUGACUUCACGACUCUCUACAGAGCUAGAACAGAGUACCAGAGUGAAUUUGAACGCUUCUUGGAUAGUACCAGUGGAUCGACAAUUGAAGUAAUACAAAUGAUGGAAAAAGGCCGUCAGAUAUUAGAGAAGCACUUGGACUCAUUUAUACCUGAUGGAUUAUGCCCGAACAAGUGUGGACUGCUGAUUCGAAGGGUCAUGGACUGUACUUCCUGCCUUUACAGGACAUACACUUGUCCCUCUCCCACUGGACAACAGGACUGUGGAGAGUACGCUGUGGAUGCAGAGGAGGGAGAUCAGGCAGUGCUGGACUGUUUCCUCUCAUGGCAUCGGCUCCUGUUAGGAAAACCAGAGUACCACUAUUCAUGGACGCCAUAUGUGCCAACAAGUACCAAGUUGGAGAGGGAUGAUUUCAAAGUGCUGGUAGUGACUCAGGAUUCAUCUGUGGUCUUAAAUCAGCUGCAUGUUGAAGAGGGAGGAACGUAUCAGUGUUCACUACAGAACCAAAGUGGAACAGUGUUUUACAAAGUCAAGUUCUUACUAUCAGUUGCUGCUUUGCCAACAAAAGAUCAGAAGCCUGUGGUCACUCUCCCAUUUCUUCAGUAUGGACACGGACAGAAGUGGAGGGAGGCUCUGGUGCCAGUCAUAUCCAUUAUCAUUGCAUGUUGCAUAGCAGCAAGUUUAGGCCUUGUUGUUCUUCUUAGAGAGAUAUGGAAGAGACAAAAGGUCAAACCACUUCAAGAGGAAAAUCUAUUGCAGAACUUGUUGUAA